Molecule: messenger RNA, 1417 nt
Organism: Cynara cardunculus var. scolymus (artichoke)
Lineage: Eukaryota; Viridiplantae; Streptophyta; Magnoliopsida; Asterales; Asteraceae
Exons: 4
Coding region: 80-1192 (370 amino acids)
Source: RefSeq, a predicted model, not a curated record
GAAAACGAGACGACGAGCGGCAGUGGUUCGUCUGAGAAUAUCAUCACUCGCCGCCCAUUUCUGACUACAUUUGUAUGAAAUGCUGCGUCACUACUACUUCUCUGAAUUUACAUCCUCCACGGUGCUCCACCGUCCUCGCACCACCGCCUUGUUCUUCCUGACGUUUCUUUUUUCUUAUCUCCUUCUCAAUACCACUUUUGAUUCAUGCCAGAUCCGACUUCCAGAUUACUUAGUCUCGUCGACCGACAUGUUCUCUUCUGCUCUGUCCUUCCACUCGUUGUCGGACAGUGCUGAUUCUAGUCUAGGAACAGUCUUGAAGGAGGCUUCCAUGCAUGACAAGACAGUUAUCUUAACAACUUUGAAUGAGGCUUGGGCAGAUCCAAAUAAUUCAAUUCUGGAUCUCUUUUUGGCUAGCUUUAGGUUUGGUUACCAAACUAGCAGACUUUUGAAUCAUUUGGUGAUUAUUGCUCUAGAUCAGAAGGCAUUUGCGAGAUGUAAGCGUGUACACACCCAUUGCUUUGCCCUCACCACCGAGGGGGUUGAUUUCUCUCAGGAGGCCUAUUUUAUGACCCCUGAUUACUUAAAGAUGAUGUGGCGACGGGUUGAUUUCUUACGGUCUGUGCUUGAAAUGGGAUACAACUUUCUUUUUACGGAUGCUGAUGUCAUGUGGCUCAGGGACCCCUUCCCACAUUUUUAUCCGGAUGCAGAUUUUCAGAUUGCAUGCGAUCAUUAUUCUGGAAACUCAACAGAUAUAACGACCAAUUUAGCCAAUGGAGGGUUCAGUUUUGUAAGGUCCAAUAUCCGGUCAAUAGAGUUUUACAAGUACUGGUACUCUUCAAGAGCGACCUAUCCAGAUUUGCACGAUCAGGAUGUCCUCAAUAAUAUCAAAUUUGAUUCUAUCCUGACAGACAUUGACUUAAAAUUGAGGUUUCUAGAUACAACUUAUUUUGGUGGAUUUUGUGAACCUAGCAAAGACUUGAACAAAGUCUGCACAAUGCAUGCAAACUGCUGUGUCGGUCUUGACAACAAAGUUCACGAUCUUAGGAUCGUGCUUCAGGAUUGGAAAAACUUCAUGGCUCUUCCUCCUAGCAUAAAGUCUUCACUAAGAUCAACUUGGAGGGCUCCUAAAAACUGCAGUCUUGCUUUGCAUCGCCACCUUGAUUUGUCUAGAGAUGGAAGGAACAACGAUUGAAACAAUCAGUUAACACUGUAUUUCUGGCCAGUUAGUUCUUCAUGUAAAGGUAAGCAGCGGGCUUUUCUUUCCGAAACUGUCGUGUAGUAAUUCUUUUGUAGAGAUGAAAAUGAUAAGACGUAAAACUAGUUACUCCAGAACAAUUGAAAUAUACAUAGAAAUACAUGGAGCUUCUAGGCUCAAUAUCUCAUGGUUUUAUGUGUUGUAUUCAUCUUCUUUCAUGGU